GGACAGCACAGGGAUGACCAGAGACUGCGGACAGCACAGGGAUGACCAGAGACUGCGGACAGCACAGGGAUGACCAGAGACUGCGGACAGCACAGGGAUGACCAGAGACUGCGGACAGCACAGGGAUGACCAGAGACUGCGGACAGUACAGAUGACUGCUGACCUUUGGGGAGGUGGGGAGCGGGUACCUGAAUUUGACAGGUACCCGCUCUUCCGCAGUUGUUCUUUGAUCUUACCUGUUCCUCGAUCCAGCCGCGCGCUGUCUUCCCGGCUUCUUGUGGGCGUUGGGCAUGACAGCCGGGUGCCAAGUGCGCAUGCGCAAGAAGCGGUGCUUUUUGUGAAUGGUAAGGCGGUACCUGGGACACAUGACAGAUCCCAGAAGCCGCCGGACCAAUCACAAAGCGCAAGUGCUUCUCGCUCAUGCGCACUGGGCACCCGGCUGUCAUGCCGAGCGCCA
This is a messenger RNA of Staurois parvus, 457 nucleotides long. Lineage: Eukaryota; Metazoa; Chordata; Amphibia; Anura; Ranidae. The record is from the annotation of a GenBank genome assembly.